UAAUUAUAUUCUUCGAGCUUUCACAAAUAUUUCUUUUAAAAUUGUAUAGUUUGUAAAUUAACACCGUUUCAUAAACUAUUGCUAAUGCCAAUAUUUCGUAAAUAUUCAGUUUAUCUCAUCAGAAUGAGGAUCAACCUGAUACUAAAAUAUUCUAAAGUCUCCUUUUCUCUGAUUCAAAGUCCAAAGUUCGCGAAAUUAUUGCUAACGAUCUCAAAAUACCUCUUUAUAUUCUAUGUUUUAAAAUAUUUCCAAAAUCCCGCUCGAUCGGAAACCGGGCAGACGGGCACUGCGUAAUAGACAGGUCAAGUAACUGUAUGUGAAAGAGGUGCGAAACGAGACGUUUCGCAGAGAUGCACGAGUAUAUACGCGUGUAAAAAAUUGUGUGUGAAAAGUACACAAUAUCUCCAGUACUGAGCAGACACGCAUGAUGCGGUCUGUAGCAGUCGCGACACGGAAUGCGGUUCGCGUCGGUCCUCCUAAUCGCGUGCAGCCUGAUCUGCCAGGCAAAUUCCUCUAGAUGUCCGGAAUCGAAGAAGCCACAUCGGACGAGCUGCACGAUUUUCUAUAACUGCGUGAAUCUGCCCGGUGGUGGUUAUGUAUGGGUUCCGUCGAAAUGCAUCGAAGGCUUGGUAUUCCAGCCGUAUUUAAGGAUGUGCGUGGUCCCUGGUGAUAUCUGGACGUGCGACAUACUCUCAACUGAGCCGACUUCCGUGACGAAGCACGGGACGUCCGAGCUGAUCGAUUCAACGGAUACCAGCUAUCUAGGAUAUUCGCAGGAUUCUUUUUCCAAAACGAUCGACUCGUCCUACGUGAUCGACAAUUUCUCCGACCUGACAACUGAAGCAGUGACCGCGUAUCCCUUAAUCGAAUUUGAAGAAUCAAAUGAAACCGUGAAAAAUGCAUCGCAUCAGAAAGGAGAAAAUGAUCUGUACACGAAUAAUCAAAAGCAAUUGCCAUUGUCGCUAAUGCAGGAAUAUAAAGAUAUCGUAAACAAUCAUUAUAAAUGGCUGAACGAAUUGAUGACUCGGUUGGACGUCUACAAGGAACUGUCGGCUGUGAUAUCGAGUACCCUGACGAUACCCAUCAAAGACGUUACGACUAUAAACCGAAUUCAGACCGUCAUAAUCGCGUCAUACAAUCAAAGACAAAAUACAUCGUUGAAUUAUCUCACGCACAGCUGCGCCAAAGACGAAUUACAUAAUGAUGAAUCAAGCGGAAGUAACGGACCUCAGGUGGCCAACGUCGUGACGACGGAUGGUACCGUUUCGACAGAAAGUACCUUGGAGUUGCUAAUCAACGGUCUGGAUCCUGACAACAACGUAAUAAGGAUCAGCGAUAAUCUUGGAAACAAACAGUACUUCACAAUCGAACGAUACAAAGCCGUGGCGCAUCGAUUAACGCCACGGUCCGUCAGCGUUGUGGCAUGCACGAAGAAUAUUCGCCUGCCGAACAGGACGGACUGUGCCCGGUAUUAUAUGUGUGAUCCGAAAACAGCCGUCGUGGUAGAAUACUCCUGUCCGCUGUAUACGGCUUUUAACGUAUACUCGCGAAUCUGUGAUGUUGAGAGCGUGAAAGCAUGCGGGAGCGACAUGCAUUCUGAGAAUGAAAUAUUCGUUGAACGUAUCGAGACCGAGAGUUCGACGAUUCCCAGUGGAGAAGCAUCCGGGGAAGAGAGAUUGUGUCAGGAACUUGGAAAGAUCAAGGAUCCUGCUUCCGAUUCUCAUUACUACAUCUGUUACAGUACGCCGGAUUCCGAAGAAAUCGAAUCGAUUCGAAUGACCUGUCCAAAUAGCUUGAUAUUUUGUCAGAGCAAGAGAGUGUGUACCACCAGACGACUAUGUGACGCAUCGCUGUGAAGAGAGUAAAACGAGUAUCUCCCUUCUUCUUUCCUUCCAUUUUUC
Pogonomyrmex barbatus (red harvester ant) is the source of this 1901-nucleotide messenger RNA. RefSeq lists its product as uncharacterized. Gene Ontology annotation, cellular component: extracellular region. Lineage: Eukaryota; Metazoa; Arthropoda; Insecta; Hymenoptera; Formicidae. Gene Ontology annotation, molecular function: chitin binding. The record is from RefSeq and is a predicted model, not a curated record.